Messenger RNA from Carica papaya (papaya), 1149 nucleotides. RefSeq names its product AP2/ERF and B3 domain-containing transcription factor At1g50680-like. Gene Ontology annotation, molecular function: DNA-binding transcription factor activity; DNA binding. The record is from RefSeq and is a predicted model, not a curated record. Gene Ontology annotation, biological process: regulation of DNA-templated transcription. NCBI's taxonomy places the organism in Eukaryota, Viridiplantae, Streptophyta, Magnoliopsida, Brassicales, Caricaceae.
AUGGUAGAAGAGAUGUCGAGCAAUGCGAGGACAAAUCUUACGUUAAUGGAGACUUCGUCUUCCAACAAUAGUGAGAAUUGCACGUUGAGUAUACGUCCUAGCAAGCGUGCUAGGCAAGAUAAUGAGGCAACGUGUUCAACCAGGUUCAAAGGUGUUGUCCCGCAACAAAACGGACAUUGGGGAGCACAAAUAUAUGCAAACCAUCAAAGGGUUUGGCUAGGGACGUUUAAAUCGGAGAAAGAAGCCGCCAUGGCUUACGAUAGUGCUGCAAUCAAACUACGAAGCGGUGAUUCACAUCGGAAUCUUCCAUGGACGGACCUUAACGUUCAAGAACCGGAUUUUCAAAAUCUUUACACGCCGAAAGCAAUCUUGAACAUGAUAAGAGAUGGGUCUUACCAAUCAAAGUUUUCUGAUUUUCUAAGGAUACAGUCUGAUCAAAUUAGUUUUGAUCAUCAUCAAGAUACAAUGAUCAACAAGAUCACGAUCCACGAUCAUCAUCGGCAAAUUUCUUGCGUUCAACUCUUUCAAAAAGAGUUAACUCCUAGCGAUGUGAGUAAACUAAAUAGGCUUGUCAUUCCUAAGAGAUACGCGGUUAAGUACUUUCCUUAUAUCUCGGAUAAUCCUAAACAUGAUAGUGGAGAAAAUGGAACCGAGCAAGACAUUGAGCUCGUGUUCUUCGACAAGAUGAUGAGACCGUGGAAGUUUAGGUAUUGUUAUUGGAGGAGUAGCCAAAGUUUUGUUUUCACAAGAGGGUGGAAUAGGUUUGUUAAGGAAAAGAAUUUGAAGGAGAAAGAUGUUAUAAUAUUUUACACGUGUGAUCAUCAGAGUCAAGAUGAUCAUGGGGUCAACACAUCAAGCGGUCAGAAUACUUUCUUUUUAAUAGAUGUAAAGCAUCAUCACUAUCAUCAUCAUUAUAAUCACCAUUCUAGUACUAGUGAGAAAGUUGACCUUGGAGUUAAGAGUUACGAUGAGUUGAAGUUGGAACUAAAUUUAGAGAAAAAUUUCAGCUUCAAAUUAGGUGAUAAUCACAAUCAAGACGAUCAUAAUCACGAUCAUCGUACGAAAAGAUUAAAGGAAGAGAGAUUGGAGUCGACUCGCGACCUCAUAGGGGAUAAAGGGUUUACGCUUUUCGGGGUAAAAAUUAGUUAG